AUGUCUGCACUGCCUCUUCCUUCAUCAUCCACUCCCGAACGACUUUCAUCCACAACAACAACAACAACACCACUCUCAAAGAUGGAACAAGAAAAUAGAGAUAUCAUGCACUCUAUUUUUGAAAUGAAUCAAAUUAUGGUGAGAGCUAUUCCUUCAAUUUCCGAGUUGGUUGAAAAUGAAAAGGAAUCCAUAAAUUGUAUCAAACCAGGAUAUGAGGAAUUGGAUGAGCCUAAUCCGACCUAUACCUGUAAAGAUGACAUCCAAAAUUUUGAGUUGGUUGACUUGGUUGAGAAACAAGCCAAACGUUCGCUUGUGUAUUUGUUUCUUCCCGAUACAAGAUGUAGAACAUUGAGAGUUGAAGGAAAUACAGUUACCUCCAUGAUUGACUUUGCAGCAAGUGAACAAUUAGUGGACUCUGAAGGUAGACUCACAAAAUACAAGCCUCUCUAUGACAGGCUUGAACCAUACAUUACAGAAGCUUCCAUUUAUCAUGGCAUGGUUUUUGACCUUCAUAGAGAAGAUACCAAUUAUUUCAAGUCAAAAAUUGAAUUCAUGGAAAAAGAGUUGGGCUAUAAAGGAAUUCAACAACCUUUUGUCACACAGAGCUCACAAGAGAAUGUUUUUUGCGAGUCAGUUUCCAAGAAUUAUGUGGUGAAAUUAGUUGAAACCAGACAAGAGCUAAUUGAAGUCAUUGAUUGCAUGCAAGAAACCUUUACCUCCUUCAAGUCAGGAGAACUUACAGCAAACGUGAUGAAUAAUAUUUACCCAUUGAAUUCAGAUGAAUUUGCUUGGAUUUGUAUUAAAGAUGAUGGAGAAGUAGCAACGACUGGACAAGUUUUCUUUGGGCCAACUACUUGCUACGGUUCAAAUUUGUGCACCAAGCCAAAAUUCAGAGGAAAGGGUUAUGCCACUCUCAUGAUGGUUGCCAUGAUAGAAUUAGCAAAAACAAGAAAACACAAGUACAACAGUUUUGUCAUACAAGCUUCAUUGGAUGGGCUCUCCAUCUACAGCAAGCUCGGUUUUGACUACAGGUACGAUUUUGAAAUUUUGGAACUAAAUCCACAAGCCAAAGAAAGCGAAGAGCAAGAAUAA
This is a messenger RNA of Naegleria lovaniensis, 1092 nucleotides long. RefSeq lists its product as uncharacterized. The coding region runs from base 1 to 1092 and encodes 363 amino acids. Gene Ontology annotation, molecular function: acyltransferase activity, transferring groups other than amino-acyl groups. The record is from RefSeq and is a predicted model, not a curated record. The transcript is spliced from 2 exons. NCBI's taxonomy places the organism in Eukaryota, Heterolobosea, Eutetramitea, Acrasida, Naegleriidae.